Messenger RNA from Aspergillus ruber CBS 135680, 384 nucleotides. RefSeq names its product DUF4334 domain-containing protein. The record is from RefSeq and is a predicted model, not a curated record. The annotation marks the transcript as partial. NCBI's taxonomy places the organism in Eukaryota, Fungi, Ascomycota, Eurotiomycetes, Eurotiales, Aspergillaceae. The transcript is spliced from 2 exons.
GACAUCAAGGCUGCCUUUGACAAAAUACAGCCAGUCAAGCCCGAUGCGUUGAUCGGAGAAUGGAAAGGUGGUGGUCUCGACACUGGCCACCCAGCUUAUGCACAAUUCAAAGGCAUGAAUUGGCUAGGAAAGACAUUCCAUUCUACUAAAUCUGUCGACCCUAUCGUCAUUGACAAAGGUGGCAGAAGAGCCUGCGAUGAGGAUUGGGGGCAUGCACGUCUUCGUCAGAUUGAAUUCCGGGGUGUUCAGUCAACCACGAUGAUCUAUGAUAAUUAUCCCAUCAUUCACCACUUUCGACGAGUCAGUAACGAUUUAAUUACUGGGGCAAUGGAUACCAAGAGUUUUGGAAAUGUUGGGACUUACUACUUCUACUUGUACAAAUAG